AUGUCCAAAGAACCAAGUAAAUUUUAUGGAGGUAUAAAGUCCUAUGAUAUUCACACAUAUUGGAACAAUAACAAUAAAGUUGAUAGAGAUUUCGCAUUUCAGUUAAGGGAAAAUGUAUUGAAGGACUUUGCUAAAGAAAUUGAAGAUGGAGAUAUUAGAGUAUAUAAAUUUUGGGACAAACCAAUUGGACCUCAUCCAAUAAACAUGUGGGAGCUUGAUUUCAAAAGUCCUGAAAUAUUUAAAGUGAUUUUACCAUAUUUCCAAUUGCAUCAUGGUCGUUUAUCAGUUUUGAUUCAUCCUAGGACAGGUCAAGGUGCUGUGAAAGAUCAUACAUCCAAUGCCUUAUGGUUAGGACAUAAAUUAAGACUUGAUACUGAUAUUUUACAAGGAGAAGAUUAA
Molecule: messenger RNA, 399 nt
Organism: Scheffersomyces coipomensis
Lineage: Eukaryota; Fungi; Ascomycota; Pichiomycetes; Serinales; Debaryomycetaceae
Exons: 1
Coding region: 1-399 (132 amino acids)
Source: RefSeq, a predicted model, not a curated record